This is a messenger RNA of Macrobrachium nipponense, 1908 nucleotides long. Its product is annotated as trichohyalin-like. Gene Ontology annotation, biological process: signal transduction; protein phosphorylation. The coding region runs from base 1 to 1908 and encodes 635 amino acids. Gene Ontology annotation, molecular function: protein kinase activity; ATP binding. The record is from RefSeq and is a predicted model, not a curated record. NCBI's taxonomy places the organism in Eukaryota, Metazoa, Arthropoda, Malacostraca, Decapoda, Palaemonidae. The transcript has a single exon. Gene Ontology annotation, cellular component: cytoplasm.
AUGGAGGCGACGGAAGCACCAGGACCGUUUGCUCAAAGACAAAUCUUGGUUCACGAUGAAAAGGUAGCAGCCAGGCGAAUUCUCCGGCCAAAGAGAGGGCUUAACCUGACGCGGAACCUUCUGAAUCAAAGAGCAGAAGGUUCCUUUACUACCGUUAUGCAGGACGUCAGAAGAAUGAAAAGGAAGCUCCAGGAGACCGAAGAGAAAGGCCCCGACACCAAACGUCCAAGAAGGAAAGAAGAUAGAAUGCUUUUAGCUGGAAACCCUCCUCAUUAUACACCGAUGCUGGCAAGGAACCGCUUUCCCCAACCAGAGUCGAUGGACGUGGGAGAGGUGCCGAUGGACGUGAAAGAGGAACUUGCUCCGGUCCGUGCCCUAGAGACCACAGCAGCGCCCCCUAAACAGAAGAGGUACCUCAGGAAGAGAGCAGUGGACCGUUUCCCUCAAGUGCUGAGAAACGCCAAGGGAACGAAUAGAAAGAUGGAAAACGCAGAGGAGUCAUCCCCAUCAAACAAAAGAUAUAGGACGGAUCAAGACCAAGCUGCAACUAGUACUACCCGAAGGCCUCCCCUGAAAGCGACGCGAGGAGGUAUAAAGGCAGCGGCUCUAAGGAAGAGGUUCACGGACAAUUCCCAGAGAGAGCCACAGGACUGUCAGGGAAGGAAGAGGAAGUUGGAAAAGGACGAGGUAAUGAUAGCAUCCGUCGAGCAGGUGAAAUUGGAGGCUGCCGGCAAGACGGAGCCCUUAAGCAAAAGACGGAAGGCAGACCAAGGUGCUCUUCGUCACAAUCCACCGAAGGCACGGAAAAGGCUCCCCCGGCAGGCGAAGAACAACGCGGUGAAUAGAAUCCACGAGAUCUUUGGUGUCCCGGCCGAGAGGAUCGAGCUGGGCCAAAAUGCAGCAGCUGAAGAGGCUGACACGAAAGGGAUGGCGAAUGAAAAAAUUAAGAAGAGAGGAGCGAAAAAAGAGGCGGAAGAAGCAGAAUUAAAGCGAGUGGAUAUUUCCCCUGAUGAUCCUCAACAGAAGCAGCUCGGAAAAAGGAAAGCGAAAGCGGAGCCUCCACAGAGGCAGAAGCAGGCUGCGAAAAAGAAAGAGAAAAAGAAGAAAAAGAAGGAAGAGGAAAAAUUGACGCAGAAAUCCGAAGCAGUAACAAUCAGUGAGGCUGAAGUGCAAAAACUUCUCAAGACAGGAAAAGAGCUGGGCGCGGGUGCCUACGGAACCGCUUAUAAGGUCGUCCAUAAGGGAGAGGUGGCCGUGCUGAAAGUGGCCAAUUCCCGUCUAUGGAGUGUGAAAGCGGUUUUCAAAAAAGAAGCCAAGGUUCUUCAGGCACUCAAUGGUGCAGGAGGAGCUCCGCUGCUACUUGGCACCUGUAGCAAACCAACCGCGAUCCUUAUGGAAUAUUGUCCUGGUGAAGAGUUCCUUUCGAUAAUAUAUGACACGAAGAACUUUCCUUCACUAGCUUUAGAAAUUCUUUCGGACAUUGCGAGGAAGCUGCAUCAAAUCCACUUGGCAGGUUACGUCCAUGUUGAUUUGAAGCCUGAUAACGUAAUGGUCCACGUCCAAGAAGACAAAGGCAACAAGCAGGUGAAGCCCAGGAUAAUCGACUUUGGAUUAGCUGUGGAAAAGGGCACGAAAAUACAGCUAUAUCCGAAUAUGUCUUAUUCUAUCUAUCCGCCUGAAUACUCGGAGGGUGCACCGGCGCGGCCAUGGGGAGACGUCUACUCUAUGGGAUGUCUAAUUGAGGAUACGGUCUACGCCUUCUACGAUGACAUCCCAGAGCAUUACGAGGAAAUUAUAAGCAUGGCGAAGAAUGAAAACCCGAAGCUUCGACCGACCUUGCCCAAGCUAGUGAAACAGCUUGAAGCAGCAUUAAAGAGAUCAGAAUUUAAGGAGAGGCCACAAGGGUAA